CUCGUUUGCACUCUGCUGAGAAGAAAAAUGGCCGAACAACCGGAGUACGUCAUCGAAGGCCUCAGGCAGGUGGCCACCGGACAGGGAUUCACCGAAAAUCUUUACAGAAUCGAGUUUGAAUCCGGAUCGGACAAGGGAGAUGGCUUCAUGGGCACGCUAUUCAAGGCGUUUAUCCGAGAGGACGGCCGGGAUGAGUUGAUGGUGCUGGUUAAGGUCCUUCCAGAACACGAAACCCGAAAACAGCAGUCGAUAGCGAUGUUUCAUCGAGAGGUUAUGGCCUACAAUGUAGUUCUCCCGAUGUUCCGCCAGUUCCAGGCGGAGAAAGGUAUCAGCGUAGACGACAAGCAAGGAUUCUGGCGAGUACCGAAAUGUUACUAUGCAAGCUGCGACCUGCAGAAAAUGGAAUCAGUGGUUAUCAUGGAGGACCUGAGAGAAGAAGACUUUCGCAUGUGGAACAAAUUGCGACCAGUUGAUUUUCACCACACACGGUUGCUAGUGGAACAGCUCGGAAUGUUCCAUGCCAUAUCAUUUGCCAUGAAGGAUCAGCAACCGGAGCGGUUUGCUCACUUGAAGCAACUUGGUGAUCCGAUGAAAGUUAUGAUUGAUAUGGAUCCUAAAAAGACCAUCAACAACUUGUUCGAGGAAAUGUUUGAAAGGGCGGUCACAGUUGUUGAAGGUGAAAACGAGAAAGUGAAAAAGACGUUAAAUCGUUUGAAAGGAGUUAUAACAGAAUCCUACUUGGCUUGUGUGGAUGGUGAAGACGCGGAACCUUACACAGUCGUUGGACACGGUGACUGUUGGGUCAACAACAUGAUGUAUGCGUACGAAAGCGAGGAACCAUCUCCGACAGACAUUCGGCUGAUCGAUUGGCAACUGUGUCGUUACGUGUCACCCAUCCUAGAUUUGUCUUACUUCAUCUACAUCUGCACAGAUGAGGGACUUCGAGCGGAGCAUUAUGACGAACUGCUAGAUGUUUACUACAAGUCGUUAAGCAACUUCCUAAAAGUACUUGGGGGAGAUGUAGAACGCCAAUUUCCAAAGGAUGCUUUCGAUGCACAGUGGAAGAAGUAUGGACGCUUUGGACUGCUGAUGGGACUCAUUGUGCUACCGAUGAUAUGCACCGAACGCGACGAACUACCCGAUAUGGAGGAAUACAUGGACAAGGUCGUGAAUGGAGAAGAAAAUGUUAAGUAUGAGUAUGCUACUUCAAAGAAAGCGGCUGACCUAUAUGAAAAACGUAUAAGUGGAACAAUCAGAGACGUGAUUAGGUUCGGAUAUUUGUAAAUGUAUGGCCUAGGCAAUUUUCGGUUUGGACUUCUUGGUCUCGACUUCCCUGGGUAUAAAAUUGUAUUAGCCUCAUGAUAUACGAAAGCAGAAAUGGUAACUUGGCUUAGAAACCUCGCAGUUAAUAACUGUGGAAGUGCUGAAUGAACACUGCUGCGAGGCGGCAAUGCCCCAGUGGGGGUGUAACGCCAGUGAAGAGAGAGCGAGUGAAGAGAAACAGAUUUGUAAAAUAAAGGAAUGUAUAGGGGGAAUGAC
Messenger RNA from Armigeres subalbatus, 1539 nucleotides. RefSeq lists its product as uncharacterized. The transcript has 2 exons. The record is from RefSeq and is a predicted model, not a curated record. Lineage: Eukaryota; Metazoa; Arthropoda; Insecta; Diptera; Culicidae. Bases 28 to 1284 code for a protein of 418 amino acids.